This is a messenger RNA of Aspergillus clavatus NRRL 1, 1740 nucleotides long. Its product is annotated as PPIL2 family peptidylprolyl isomerase. The record is from RefSeq and is a predicted model, not a curated record. Gene Ontology annotation, molecular function: peptidyl-prolyl cis-trans isomerase activity; ubiquitin-ubiquitin ligase activity. Gene Ontology annotation, biological process: protein folding; protein polyubiquitination; protein peptidyl-prolyl isomerization. The transcript is spliced from 4 exons. Lineage: Eukaryota; Fungi; Ascomycota; Eurotiomycetes; Eurotiales; Aspergillaceae. The coding region runs from base 1 to 1740 and encodes 579 amino acids. Gene Ontology annotation, cellular component: catalytic step 2 spliceosome.
AUGGGCAAGGGAACGGAUAAGCUCUACAUUACACACUCCGAGUGGGCAUCAGAGGAUGCAUAUUCAGCCAGCGCCGGCGCCGGCGUAGGGCAAUCGAGAAGAGGCGGACCAAAUGCCGCCUUCAAACGUCUUCCAUUCAACUUCUGCUCCUUGUCACUCCAACCUUUCUCGCAUCCAGUCUGCACACCGUCGGGGACGAUAUUUGACCUAACCAACAUCAUUCCCUGGAUAAAGAAGCAUGGCACGAAUCCCGUCGACGGAACACCCCUCAAGAGCUCCGAGCUCAUCAAACUCAACAUUGCGAAGAACGAGUCGGGCGAGUACGUCGAUCCCGUUACCUAUAAAGUCUUGACGGAUAAUACACACAUUGUUGCUUUGCGCAAUACGGGCAAUGUAUUCGCUUGGGAUACGGUGGAGCGAUUGAAUAUCAAGGGGAAAUUGUGGCGCGAUCUCGUUACAGACGAAGAAUUCAGCCGCAGGGACAUCAUCACGCUACAAGACCCGCAAAAUGUUGAGUCGCGGAAUCUCAGCUCGUUCACCUAUUUGAAAGAGGGAGAGAGCGGAUUGACUGAUGAGCAAAUACGGGAACGAGAUGACCCAUCCAACAAUGUCAACGUGAAUGCGCUGGGAAAUGCCGCAAAGAUCUUGAAGGCAAAGGAAUCUGUGGCCAAAGCCCGCGCUGAAAGGGCCCAGCGCGCUGAGUCGGCUGCCGGCGCCAAAGGAUUGACGAAAGUCGGAGGCGGUACUGGCGCCGCAUCAUCUCAGAAGACAGUUUCGCACCCAUCCGGAAAACCGGUUCCGUAUAAUGCCGCUCGGCACACUACUGGUCUGGCUGCUGCGUCAUUUACCAGCACCGGAAUGACACCGCACACCUCAGCUGACCUUGCGCUGCUCUCCGAUGAGGAAUAUAUGCUGAAACGUGGACGGGUGAAGCAGAAGGGUUAUGCUCGGAUCUCGACUACUGCCGGAGACGUCAACCUGGAACUGCAUACUGAGUAUGCUCCUAAGGCAGUGUGGAACUUCAUUAAGCUGGCCAAAAAGGGUUACUACAAAGAUGUGACAUUCCAUCGCAACAUUAAGGGAUUUAUGAUCCAAGGUGGAGAUCCCACUGGCACUGGUCGAGGAGGUGAGAGUGUUUGGGGCAAGUAUUUUAAUGACGAGUUCGAGGGUCCUCUGAAGCACGAUUCACGAGGCACUCUCAGCAUGGCCAACAAAGGCAAAAACACCAAUAGCAGUCAGUUUUUUAUUGCGUACCGUGCCUUACCCCAUCUGAACAAUAAACAUACCAUUUUCGGCCACGUAAUAGACGACCCAACGCCCUCGUCUGCAACCCUCGACAGGAUGGAGACUCAUCCAGUCAAUGCCACGACCAACAGACCCACCCCCGACAUCCGCAUAACUGACGUGACUGUCUUCGUGGAUCCCUUUGAAGAGUUCCUCAAGCAGAAGCAGGCAGAAGAGGCUAAGGGCUCAAAUGCUCCGGACGAGACCAAGACGAGCCAGCAGGUCGAUGAUGACCGGGUUACAUGGACGGGAAAGCGAGUCCGAGGACCAGGUGCAGCGGCCGGGGGCGAAAGUUCAACUGGGGGAGUAGGGAAGUAUCUCAAGGCUGCACUGGCCAACCAGACCCAGCCGGAAGAAGACGAGAUUGUCGAAUUUGUGGAUGAGGAGCCAGAACCAGAACCCGUGCGGAAGAAGUUCAAGGGAGGUGGCUUCGGUGACUUUAGUUCUUGGGAUUGA